Messenger RNA from Eleginops maclovinus (Patagonian blennie), 2221 nucleotides. RefSeq names its product hyaluronan and proteoglycan link protein 3 (gene hapln3). NCBI's taxonomy places the organism in Eukaryota, Metazoa, Chordata, Actinopteri, Perciformes, Eleginopidae. The transcript is spliced from 9 exons. Gene Ontology annotation, cellular component: perineuronal net; synapse. The record is from RefSeq and is a predicted model, not a curated record. Bases 418 to 1530 code for a protein of 370 amino acids. Gene Ontology annotation, biological process: cell adhesion; glial cell differentiation; central nervous system development. Gene Ontology annotation, molecular function: hyaluronic acid binding.
AAUUGCUAUUUUAGAUCAGGCUGACCCGGAAGCAAGCAUUGCCAGGGCUCCCCCGACAAAAAGCAGUGUUUCUAACUACAAAGGAAACCAUCGUCAUCGAGACAAUGGAACCGGAAGUGGUAAAAAAAGAAAACUCACUUCCAGCUACCAUUACAGGUGAGUCCACGCAGCCCUCCUCCACCCGUUCAACCUCCAGUUGUUCCGAAUCCAGGGUUCACGUCAAGGGGAUGCCUCGUCUCGUGACGUAGCGCUCGCGCUGCUCUCAGUUGUGUGUCGGAGCGAGGCAGAGGAUGAGGAGGAGAUGAGCUGAAGACACGCUGAGAGGACUACUGCUUUCUGUGUGAGUCACUUUUACGACUUCUUGGUUCCCAUAAUCGGACGAUAAAGCGGAGGAUUUAAACCGGAGAGGAUUGCACCAUGCCCAGCCUGCUGCGCCCCCUGCUGGCCGCCUGCCUGCUGCUGCUGCUGCCCGGCAGCCAGGCCUGGAUCCCCCGCUACAACAACGGCUUUCACUACCAGGACAUCAGCAAUGGAAACGGAAAUGGAGAGAUCUAUUUUAACGGAGUGCGCCUCCUGGUGGAGUCCCCGGAGCUCUCGGUGUCGGCCUCCAGGGGGAGCAGCGUCACCCUGCCCUGUCACUACCACUACGAGCCCGAGCCGUCCACGCCUCGCAGGACUCGGGUCAAAUGGUCGUGGCUACCCGCCAACACCGUCACUGCACCUGUAUCCCUGCAGGACCUCGCCAUGGAAACUGAGGUCAUGGUGGCCAUGGGCAACCGCCACCGCAGCUACGGCGGCUUUAAGGGCCGGGUGCGCCUGAGACGCUCGGUACCGGGCGACAUGUCCCUGGUGAUCAACGGGCUGCAGCUCAACGACACGGGGAGAUACCGGUGUGAGGUGAUCGAUGGCCUGGAGGACGAGAGCGUGACGGUGGACCUGGAGAUGAGGGGUGUGGCGUUCCCCUACUUCUCUCAGAAAGGACGUUACCUUUUUAACUUCUUCGAGGCCAAACAGGCGUGCAAGGAUCAGGAGGCCACGUUGGCUACAUUCGAGCAGCUCUUCACGGCGUGGGAGGAAGGGCUGGACUGGUGUAACGCCGGCUGGUUGGCUGAUGGCACAGUGCAGUAUCCAAUCACAGCCCCGCGUGACGGCUGCGGUGGAGAUGACUUAGCGCCUGGUCUCCGCAGCUAUGGACAACGACAUCGUCUCCUCCACCGCUAUGACGCUUUCUGCUUCUCCGCCUCUGUAAAGGGCACUGUGUACUUCUUGAAGCACCAGACCAAACUCAACUUCACAGAAGCGGUCCAGGCUUGCGCCAGUGAUGGAAGUCAAAUUGCCAAAGUGGGCCAGAUGUACGCCGCCUGGAGGCUGAUGGGGUUGGACCGCUGUGACGCAGGAUGGUUGGCUGACGGGAGCAUCCGUUAUCCCAUCACAAAGGCCCGAGCUAAUUGUGGCCCACCAGAACCAGGGGUGCGUAGUUUUGGGUUCCCCCCUCUGAACCAGAAAUUUGCCGUCUACUGUUAUCGGUAGAUGCUUCGGCUCAACACAAGGCCAACACUAGUUCAAAACUGGGUUUGUGAGGUUAGCAUUAGCUAAAGCCUGAGUGCAAAUGAGCAGUUUGUUCAUUUCUGAGCUAUUUCAGUCCAUUUGGGUUAAUCCAGCCCACCUCCAUCAGACUGUAACUGAUCCAUAUUGAACUUUACUACCAACAACAUCUGUUUGUGCAUUUAUCAUGGGAUGCCACUUGUACUUAAACAAAAGUCUCUGUAUAUGGCCAGAACAAGAACAUUACACACAAGUCUCUUUACAAAACCAUGGGCAUGCUGCUGAAACAGUAUUUUCAAACCCUAUUUUUGAGGUUGAUAUUGGAUAUUGAUCCAGUUCAUCUCAGAAGUGUUCGAUGGGUUUUGGUCAACUUUUGGAUGAGGUAUUGAAGAGUGUUUUCCUCUCAGAUCUUUCCAACUGGUCCAUGAUUGUACACUCAUUUACUCUAGGUAACUCUUUUUGACUUUCUAACACUGUGAAAUAUACUAGAGUCUUUGUUUGUCUUUGUCUCCCAUUAGAGAAGUGUAACGCAUCUCUUUAGAGUAGUGCUCCGUGUUGGAGAAACCAGAAUUUACGAUUAAGUAUCUGUAUUGUUGUUAUGUUUAAACUACCUUGUUUACAUCCUUUGUGGAAGAAGAAGAAGAAGAAGAAAAGAAGAAGAAGAAGAAGAAAAGGA